AGUUGACAAAAAAAAAAACACUGGUCCAAAAGAUUACUUGUGUGCAGCUCUUUGGACUGUAUUGUAAAUAUGCUAAUAACAAUAAUAUAAUCCAUUUUGAGCAAACCUCCUCUGCUUCUAAAGUCUCAGGCUUUCUAGGGUUUUAGCCUAACGAGUGAGGAGGAGAGGAGACGAAGAAUCGAUUCUCUCAAUCUUCAAUUCGCAUCACAUGACCCAAUAGUCUCCAUCUCUACAUCUUCUCCGAUGCUCCGUCUAAGAACCGCGAAAUCAAUCCCCAGAAAUGUCAUCUCCACGCUUAAUCGAAGCACCACCAUCUCCGCCGAGACUCCAUUGCUUUCUCCAUCUCCACUAAACCUUAGCUUAGCCGCCAAUCUUCACUCCCCCAGCAUCCGAUUACUGCGUAGCUUCACGGUUUGUUCCGUAUCGAGAAACACUGUAGCUAAUCAAAGUCCGAGUCUUUAUAGGAGUCUCUGUAGCAGCGAGUCUAGUUCCUGGACCGAGGAGGUAGAGUAUUUAGACGAGUCUGGUAGUGUGAUACACAGCGGUAAGGGGAUAAGAUCCGUUGAGCCAGGGGUUGACGAUCAUGUCAUGGUCGGUGGGUUGAAGAAGCCUCUGAUGAACGCUUCCGCUGUUGCCAAGAUCGUUGAGGUUGUGCAGAGGUGGAAAUGGGGGCCUGAGCUUGAGACCCAUUUAGACAAGCUCCAGUUUUUACCUAGCAUGGUUCACGUUAAGCAGUCGUUGAAGAUCGUUGAGGAUGUUGACGCGGGGUUGAGUUUGUUCAGGUGGGUUAAGAAGCAGCCUUGGUAUGUUCCUUGUGAUGAGUGUUACGUGGUUUUGUUUGAUGGGUUGAACAAGGGGAAGGAUUUCGAAGGGAUUCAGAAGCUCUUUGAGGAGAUGGUUCAAGACUCCGGGAGGAGGAGUGAUCAUCAUCACUCGCUUGGUGCUUAUAACCAGGUGAUUCAGUAUUUGGCUAAAGCUGAGAAGCUGGAGGUUGCUUUCUGUUGUUUCAAGAAGGCUCAGGAUUGUGGGUGCAAGAUUGAUACGCAGACGUAUAAUAAUCUGAUGAUGUUGUUUCUGAACAAGGGCUUGCCGUAUAAGGCGUUUGAGAUUUAUGAGAGUAUGGAGAAGACUGAUUCUUUGUUGGAUGGGUCGACUUAUGAGCUGAUUAUUCCUAGUUUGGCUAAAUCGGGGCGUCUUGAUGCAGCUUUCAAGCUUUUUCAGCAGAUGAAAGAGAGGAAGCUACGACCAAGCUUUAGUGUGUUUGCUUCACUUGUUGAUUCAAUGGGGAAGGCUGGUAGGUUAGACACGUCGAUGAAGGUUUACAUGGAGAUGCAGGGCUUUGGUCAUAGGCCAUCAGCAACUAUGUUCGUUUCCUUGAUUGAUUCAUAUGCUAAAGCCGGGAAGCUUGAUACUGCUCUUAGGCUUUGGGAUGAGAUGAAGAGUUCAGGUUUCAGACCAAACUUUGGAUUGUACACCAUGAUCAUUGAGUCUCAUGCAAAAUCAGGAAAGCUUGAAGUAGCAAUGUCGGUGUUCAAAGACAUGGAGAAAGCUGGGUUUUUACCGACACCGUCCACGUACUCGUGUCUGUUAGAGAUGCACGCUGGUUCUGGGCAAGUAGACUCUGCAAUGAAGAUCUAUAACUCCAUGACUAACGCUGGGUUAAGGCCUGGACUGAGCAGUUACAUCUCUCUCCUUACACUUCUCGCCAACAAAAGACUUGUUGAUGUUGCAGGGAAGAUACUACUCGAGAUGAAAGCAAUGGGGUAUUCUGUAGACGUCUGCGCUAGCGAUGUUCUGAUGAUAUACAUCAAAGAUGCUUCUGUUGAUCUCGCUUUGAAGUGGCUGAGGUUCAUGGGCUCUUCAGGGAUCAAAACAAACAAUUUCAUCAUCAGGCAGUUGUUCGAAUCAUGCAUGAAGAAUGGCUUAUACGAUUCAGCAAGGCCUUUGUUGGAGACGCUAGUGCAUUCUUCUGGAAAAGUUGACUUGGUGCUUUACACUUCGAUUCUCGCUCAUCUCGUCCGUUGCCAAGACGAAGAUAAAGAGAGACAGUUAAUGUCGAUCCUCAGCACUACUAAACACAAAGCUCACGCCUUUAUGUGCGGUCUCUUCACAGGUCCAGAACAGAGGAAACAACCGGUUCUAACGUUUGUGAGAGAGUUUUACCAAGGGAUUGAUUACGAGCUCGAAGAAGGAGCUGCUAGGUACUUUGUCAACGUCCUUCUCAACUACCUUGUCCUAAUGGGUCAGAUAAACCGAGCUAGAUGUGUCUGGAAAGUAGCUUACGAGAACAAACUCUUCCCAAAAGCCAUCGUCUUUGACCAACACAUCGCUUGGUCUCUCGACGUGAGAAACUUGUCCGUUGGAGCAGCGCUCAUAGCCGUGGUUCACACUCUCCACAGGUUCAGAAAACGAAUGCUUUACUACGGUGUGGUCCCGAGGCGUAUUAAGCUAGUCACAGGACCGACGUUGAAGAUUGUAAUUGCUCAGAUGCUGAGCUCGGUUGAGUCGCCUUUUGAAGUCAGCAAAGUGGUGUUGAGGGCACCAGGAGAUUCGGUGAUGGAAUGGUUCAAGAAACCGAUCGUGCAACAGUUUCUUCUGAACGAGAUACCGUCACGGGCUGAUAUAUUGAUGCAUAAGCUGAAUGUGAUGUUCCCAAGCUCUGCUCCUGAGCUUAGAUCUAUGUUUCCUCCCAAACCAAUCAUGUCUUCAAAGUCAUUUUAAAAACAACAAAAGUCAUGAGUUUGUUAAUGUCGCUCGUUUUCUAGCUGUGCCUGCCCAUGCUUCGUACCUGUCAUAGUUAAUACUUGUCUGAAAAUGUAAUGGAAAUUAUAUUUUACGCCUUAAAAUUAUAUUUAAUCAGUGCAAUUUAUUUUAA
Brassica rapa (field mustard) is the source of this 2875-nucleotide messenger RNA. RefSeq names its product pentatricopeptide repeat-containing protein At1g79490, mitochondrial. NCBI's taxonomy places the organism in Eukaryota, Viridiplantae, Streptophyta, Magnoliopsida, Brassicales, Brassicaceae. The record is from RefSeq and is a predicted model, not a curated record. Gene Ontology annotation, molecular function: protein binding.